AGCAUACGUCUAGGUUACUCGACCACACGACCUUAUUUUAAGCGACUGCCAAUCAUGACCGAUGAUGUCCACCGCCCGUCUCCAGGAGCCCUCCAAUCCCUGAUCUAUACGCCGCGUUCGCCUCAGUCAGAACAACCUUCGUUGGAAGUAUUGGACCAACUUCUGCUACCGAACAAGAAAGCAUACAUACCGGUGAAGACGACGCAGGAUGCGUGGAAGGUCAUCCGUGAUAUGAAUGUGAGGGGUGCGCCUUUAAUCGCCAUAGUCGCGGUGCUGAGCCUAGCGGUGGAGAUGAGCGCAAAAAGUAACGUGCAGGGGAAGGACGGCUUUGCCUCGUUACAAGCAGCAGCGGCAUGGUUACAGGAAGCUGUAGUCUACUUGAAAACGUCUCGACCCACUGCAGUGAACCUUUUUACCGCCAUGGACGAAGUCCUGCUUUUGAGUCAGGCUACCACCAAGAAACAUGACGCGGUAGGGGCCUGCGUCCAAAACGCAGCCCCAUUGGUCAGCGCGGUGGUAAGGUUCGCGGAGCAGAUGCUCAAGGAAGACGUGGAAUCAAACCAGGCAAUAGGAGACCACGGGGCCGCUGCCAUCUUGGCAAAUCUCUUGCCAGGACAAGGAGUGAAAGUCCUCACGCAUUGCAACACAGGGUCCUUGGCAACGGCAGGGUACGGCACGGCCCUAGGCGUCAUUCGAUCACUGCACAAAGAGGGGCGGCUGGCACGUGUCUUUUGCACAGAGACGCGUCCCUACAACCAAGGAGCUCGUUUGACCGCCUUCGAACUGGUCCAAGACCAACUUCCGGGUACUUUAAUCACGGAUUCGAUGGUCUCCUUUCUCAUGGCCACGCAGGGCUUGGACGCGAUUGUGGUGGGUGCGGAUCGGAUCGCAGCGAACGGCGACACGGCCAACAAAAUCGGGACGUAUCAAUUGGCAGUGACAGCGAAACAUCAUGGGGUUGCAUUUUAUGUGGCAGCGCCGUUCACGUCGUUCGAUCUCUCCUUGGCAUCCGGUGAUCAGAUAGAGAUUGAAGAACGGCCCGCGCGGGAGCUGACGCAGGUGCAGGGGAUUCAAGUGGCGCCCCAAGAGAUUGCGGUAUGGAAUCCAGGCUUUGAUGUGACCCCCGCCUCCUUGAUCACAGGGAUCAUCACAGAGAAGGGCGUGAUCCACCCUUUCCCCUCUGCUGGGGCUACAGACGCGAAGCCACGCGUUCCAACACAGGAGACGGGCGAAGCCAGGAGGAAAAGCAACGGGACCGUGGGCCAUGGAAGGCGGAUGACGUUUGACAUCCCGGGCUUUUUGAACGGCGAGGGGGCGCAUCAAAUACCAUCGUCUUUGCCGGAUGCCGCAGCCCCGACCCCUUCCAUGGAGUUGGACAGCGCCAACCUCCCAUCCCCCGCCUCAGGAUACGAGGCUUUGAGCGAAGAGAACGUGGCGCUUUUCCUUGAGAAACACGUGCGAGACGUGUGGGACCUGCUGGGGGCCCGGACCGGGGCCGAGGUGGAAAUCUCCGAGGUCGGAGAUGGGAAUUUGAAUCUAGUGUUCAUCGUCAGAGGUCCGAAAAACACCGUGGUCGUCAAGCAAGCCCUGCCCUACGUGCGUUGUGUGGGGGAAUCGUGGCCCUUGACGCUGGACCGGGCCUUCUACGAGGCCGCCGCAUUGCAGGAGGAGGGCCGUCACACGCCAAGGCUGGUGCCAGAGUUCGUGCCUCCCCCCCAUAUCAUCCUUCGGAAAGCCCUGAUACGAGGCGACGUCCUUUCUACCCUGGCAGCGGACUUGAGCGACUUUAUGGCACGGAACCUCUUCUUCACUUCCUCCUUCCACCACUCUGGCCCUUCCAAACGGGAGGCGGUGGCCUUCUGGUCAGGAAACCAUGGUUUGUGCGCCUUGACGGAAGCUGUCGUCUUCACCGAACCCUACUGCCCGGAGGUGGCGCACAAUCGUUGGACCAGCCCGGCAUUGGACGAGACGGUCGCCCAGCUUCGACAAGACCAGGCUUUAAAAGUGGCUGUGGGGAAAUUGAAAGCGAAAUUCAUGGAUUCCACGGAAGCUUUGUGCCACGGGGACUUACACACGGGUUCCGUGAUGGUCAAGGAGGGAUCCACCGUCGUAAUCGACCCCGAAUUCGCGUUCUAUGGGCCGAUGGGCUUCGAGUGCGGGGCUCUCAUGGCAAAUUUCUGGCUGAAUUAUUUCAGCCAGGCGGGGCGGGCAUCGGACGGGGGAGGACGGCACGAGUAUGCUGAGUGGGUCCUUGACACGUCCGUGGCGAUAUGGCAGGAAUUCUGCGCCAAAUUUCUGGCUUUGUGGGCCGACGCGGCGACGCAUCAGGGAGAAGGUUUCAAGCGAGUCGCCUACGCAAAGCCCGAGGAGCUGAGAGCAGCCCAGGAAGCGUUUGUGCAAGACCUCCUACGGGACACGCUGGGCUUUGCCGGUUGCAAAAUGAUUCGGAGGAUCAUCGGGAUCGCGCACGUGGAGGACUUGGAGUCGAUCGCGGAUCCUCAAGUGCGGGCGGCCUGCGAGAAGCGGGCAUUGAGCAUGGCUCGGACCUUGGUGGUACACGGAAGGGAGUACGCGAGCAUGGAGGCAGUAGCGGCCUUAGCCCGGAAAGCCUGAGUCUCGAGGCUGGAUGUAGGGGUCCGGGUGAACGCCAUUGCAAGGGGCUUCGGAGGAAGAGGUAUGCAAGAAAUUAGACCGGACUUUUCUUGGCUGGACAUGGACGGCCGGUUGUAAGCACAAUGAUGAUGAAAGCGAAAUGGUCCUUACGUGAAG
Molecule: messenger RNA, 2769 nt
Organism: Nannochloropsis gaditana CCMP526
Gene: MTNA
Product: methylthioribose-1-phosphate isomerase
Exons: 3
Coding region: 55-2613 (852 amino acids)
Molecular function (GO): S-methyl-5-thioribose-1-phosphate isomerase activity; S-methyl-5-thioribose kinase activity
Source: RefSeq, a predicted model, not a curated record